Messenger RNA from Cryptotermes secundus, 4064 nucleotides. RefSeq lists its product as uncharacterized. The record is from RefSeq and is a predicted model, not a curated record. Gene Ontology annotation, biological process: peptidyl-tyrosine dephosphorylation. The transcript is spliced from 11 exons. Gene Ontology annotation, molecular function: non-membrane spanning protein tyrosine phosphatase activity. Bases 141 to 3767 code for a protein of 1208 amino acids. Gene Ontology annotation, cellular component: cytoplasm; nucleus. Lineage: Eukaryota; Metazoa; Arthropoda; Insecta; Blattodea; Kalotermitidae.
UGAUGUUUAGUAAUCCGUGGGAAGAAGAAUGUGUGCGGUUUAUGUUGUUAGCGUUGCUUUGGGAGUUUCUGGUGUAAUAUUAUACAUAAGUGAACAUUUUAGAAAUAUCUUACGUUAAGAACACAGAGGCAUGGGUUGCAAUGAAAGAAGAACAUGAAAGAACUCCCCUGAGAACAAUUUUACAGAAUUUCCUAAACCAUAUUGAGAGUUUGGAAAUCCAGAGAAUAGAGGAUAGUUAUGAGAAGGAAUUUCAGGAAUUAAAAUUCUUCAGUGAAAUUUUGAAGACCUUGAAACAAUAUUCUUGCUCGGAAGGUGAGAAGGAAGUAAACCGGAAGAAAAAUCGCUAUAAAGACAUUCUCCCUUUUGACAGCAGCCGGGUCAUUUUGAGUGAAUAUGCUGGGGUGCCAGGCAGUGACUACAUCAAUGCCAACUACAUCAAAGGGGCUAGUGGAUCCCCGGCAUACAUUGCGUGUCAGGGGCCACUGCCUCACACUGUUAAUGACUUUUGGCGAAUGGUGGUGGAAUGUGAGGUGCAAGUCAUUGUUAUGGCGUGUAAUGAAGAAGAAGCUGGGAAGCAUAAAUGUGAAAAUUACUGGGUGGAACGAGAAGGUGAAGAGAAGCAGUUUGGUAUGGUCACCAUACGCUUGGUGAAAGCUAGUACUGUAUGUCCAGACUUCCUUGUACGUACUAUGCGCCUCAAGUACACUAGCAGUCAAUUGCCUCAUGUUUCAGAGGAACGAACAGUAUGUCAGUUUCAUUAUUCAGCAUGGCCAGAUCAUGGCGUACCUCCUUUAGUGCGACCACUGUUGGAUAUGGUGAGGUUGGUUCGUGACACCCAAGCUUCCGAGACUCUGCCAGUCUUAGUUCAUUGCUCAGCAGGUUGUGGACGAACUGGUACCAUAUGUGCUAUUGACUAUGUGUGGGGUCUUCUUCGAGCUGGAAAACUCAACAAGGACUUCAGCUUAUAUAAACUGGUUCAAGAUAUGCGAAAACAGCGGAUUGCCAUGGUACAGACCAAAGAACAAUAUGUUCUGGUUCAUCAGGCUGUGAGAGAACUUUUCCGUGAACAAUUGCGCAUGAUUGAUUCUCAUCCCUAUGAGAACAUUGAUGCAAAUGGAAUGCCAUUAGUAAAAGAGGAACAAGAACCGAUGUAUGCCUGCCCCACCAUAGCCGAUCCUGCAGAAAAUUGUAGUGAAGAAAAACAAGAUGGAAAGGAAAAAGAAUUUGAAGAAAAAAUUCCUCCUCUACCACAGAAGAAAAGAGGUCAUAUUGCAUCUUCCAAACAGGAAAAAGAAGUUGAAAAUUUAACUGAGAAGCAGAGGUCCAUUGUAGAGCAGUCAUCUGCAAGCAUGUCUUACAAACCUCGAAUUGCUAAGUUGAAGGCUUUAUUUGAACGUAGCCCAGCAACAAGGGAAAGUAGAAGUUCACAGUCUAAACAGCGGCACUGUCAGCAGGUUUCUCGAAGUCAUUCACUUGGUGCUGUCCGUGUCAGGACUGACAGUCAAGAAGACCAAGUGGUUGUAAAAGCAGAAGGACAGAGAGAGAGUAAUGUGAAUAGCCCUGUUUUAUGCCAUGCAACUGUGCAUGUUCCCCAGAUUACCACAAUACAGGGAUCCUAUCCAACUGUCAGGCCAACUCUUCCUGUCAAACGUAGUAAGUCACUGAAAGUUUUAGGUAGCAACCAACAUCGUAAACUUUCUUUAGCCACAGGUGUAAGCCCUCUUACACCAUUAAAUAUGUCAGAUGAUAUGGUUAGCUCAGAGAAGAAUGCCACAUCUGUGAAACCGGCAGAUAGAAUUCUAUCACACCGAGGUGAAAGUGCAUCAAAUUUGAAACCUUUAGUUCCUCCAAAGAAAUAUUUGACAGAUAGGAGUGGAGAAGUUAGUAUAAAUGAGCCUGAUGUUGACAGCAGUAGAUCUUCAGAGCAAGAUGAUAAACACUGUAUAUCUCAGACACAGUUAGACUGGAUGAAUCGUUAUGAAGACAAUAGAGUGGUUCCUAGAAGAAGGCGGAGUUUGGAAUCUGUUAACUUUGAGGAUGUGGCAGUACCUGGAGGAAGUGGUCUUAACCAUCAUGAUCCUGUUUUACCACCACCACAGCAAUUGAAACUUACAGGUGGUGUUGCCUGUAAGGUGCUGCAGGGCAGCAAAAAUUACCUUGUUAGCAAUGUGAAAUGCAAUGUUUCAUGUGAUCAGCUGGAGAAGAAAGUGCAGAAUUGUGAGGCUGCUGAUAGUUUAACAAUAGAAGCUCAGAGGAAAGUAAAUGCUAUUGUUGCAGGCUUGGGAGUGCGAGAACGAAGGAACAGUUUUCGACAGGCUGUGGGCACCAGUCGAGAAGUAGAGGUGAGAUCAAAUGGAAAGUUGAGAGAGUAUGAGGCAAUUUGGCCUAGUGUUGGUAAUGUUAUUGCACCUCCAUUGAAUGGGAGCAGUGUGCAGACACAAGACAAUUUUUCCUCAGGGUCAUAUGUAAAUGUUAUCUCAGAAAACAGUUCUACUGCAGAUUUAAUGCGGUCCCAGUUACUGCAAACAAAAGUGAAGUCAGGUAAUUGGUUUCAGGCACGACAUCCUCGAGACCCCAUAGGUGACAAACUUCAACAUCCAGAUGAAAGGAAACACAUUCCUUUUUCCAGUGUACUGAUAAACAGUAGUGUAAGCCAGAUUAAAGGACUAUGUAGGGAAGGGUUAGAACCAGAGCAGAAUAUGAACAUGUAUGGGAAAGUUGGCAGUUCAAAUGUCAGACUUGGAAAACUGGGUGUUCAACCGAAACAUGUCUUAGGAAGUAAAGUGUUGAGUCCAGACAGGACUGGAUUACAUCACAAUCAUGUGGGGACUGAUCCAAAACUUAGUGCAACUAAGUCUGCUUCUAAUGGUUUUAGUUUGUCAGUUGAUGCUAGUAACAGUUUUCAGUCAUUAGCUUUGUGUAAGUUGACAGACCAAGCAUCAGAAUCUGCUGCUUUGAGGCCUAGGAAGCUUAAAAAUAUUCCAAAUUCUAGAUCUAUCAAUUUGAAGACUAAUUCAACACAAGAAAAUAGUUUGCAGACUGCAGAUGAUCAGGAGUUGAGGACACAUCCUUGGGGCGGAAUGACAGCAGCUGCAGGCAAGAUGCCAGCAAAGGAGGUCUCUUAUAAAUGUAGUCCUUCUAGUGUUCCAUGCCACAGAAAUGCAGCAGGGUUGGUUGUAAGUCAUGGACCAGGCCCAAGAAUAGGUAAUGCUGUGCAGAGCCAAUACAAGUCAGUUCUAGCAGUUGGUGGUGCCAUCUCCAGGCCUACAGAAGUUAACAGCAGCAGUCAUAUGGCUGCAUCUUUCACCCAACCUAAGAAACAGUGCAGCAUGCAAGAAGUUAGUUAUGGUUUGGUAGCGGGUGUUCAGUUGCGCCGAGGUUCCCAAGAUGAUCUAGCUUUGUGUCCUAGUCCAUCUGGUGCUGUGGGACCAGGUCCAAAUGCACCAUCUCGUGUUCGCCGUCAUGCCAGUGUUGUUCUUCUCCGCCGCAGCCUUGCAGAAACAGGAGGGGUUCAAGCGAAUUCUAGUAUUUCGCAGCCAUCUCUUGCUGUAUGGAACUCAACGAAACAAGGCAGUGGAGAUGCGCAGAACUCACACAUCCGUGAUCAAGAGGGAAUGGAUGCUUCUGGCAGUAGAGCUUGGUUGCAAGCACCAGGUGUUGAUGUUGAUACAGUUGCAGCAAGCAUUAAUCCUCAGCGUGGUGGUUUUGAAAACCAGCGUUUGUCAUCACAACCAGCUUUGGUGGUUAAGAAACAGCAUUACUUCUGAUCCUCGUAAUGAGACUACCAGCUUUAAUGUGUAGGCAUGUGUAUAAAUAUUUUCCAAGGAUGUGGAAGGAAGUACAGACUGGUUUUUAAUAUAUAUAUAUAUAUAUAUAUAGAAAACACUUGAUCAUAUGUGUGAAUUGUUUGGAUCCUUGAUUAUUUGUGAUGGAAAAUAAUUUUUAUUUUAUAUGUAGAAAGUAAUUCAUCAUAUAAUGUAAGAAUACAUAUCAGUUAACUUUGUUUGGAAAAAGAAAUUUCCGAAUUUACUGAAAAAAAAAGUCAAAUAAAUUAUCCAAUUUCA